This is a messenger RNA of Lachancea mirantina, 684 nucleotides long. Lineage: Eukaryota; Fungi; Ascomycota; Saccharomycetes; Saccharomycetales; Saccharomycetaceae. The record is from the annotation of a GenBank genome assembly.
AUGGGCGUUGUAAGAAUUCCCUUUGAUGAGACUUUCAUCUUGUAUGAUCCGUCAGAUGCGCUUGCAUACGUUUUGGUAUACUUUUCACUUUUACCAAUUGGAAUCUUAAUCUUUUAUUUCUCUUGGUUUAUAUCUGGAAGAGAGCUGGAAGCGGUGAUAAUAGCAGGUGGACAAGUUGUUAAUGAGAUUUUUAAUAAUAUUUUGAAGAAUUGGAUAGGACACGCGAGGCCGAUGAGUUUUGGAGCUUCUUUCCAGAAGGAUACUAUGAGAUCUGAAUAUGGGAUGCCCAGCGCGCAUUCGCAAUUUAUGGGUUUUUUUUGCAUGUAUUGGUCUCUGAAAAUAGUUACGUCCUGGACGGGAUUGUCUAGGGUUCGGAAAACGGUCAGCCUUUUGGCCUUUUUCUUAAGUUCGAUCUGUGUGGCUUUCUCCAGAUGGUACCUCGGCUAUCAUUCUUUCGACCAGGUUUCAAUCGGUGUUACCUUGGGUGGGUUUCUGGGUAGCCUUUAUUUCAUGGGAGUCGGGAUUCUCAGAUACUUAGGAUUGAUCGAUUGGGUCCUGAGCUGGAAAAUUUCUCGCGCAUUGAGAAUCAAAGACUCAUUCAACAAUUGUCCGCUAAGUCUUGCCCAAGAACUUGAGCAAUGGCACACCCGUUGCCUAGCGGCAAGUGAGAAAAAAAAUGCAUAA